Molecule: messenger RNA, 2267 nt
Organism: Lepisosteus oculatus (spotted gar)
Lineage: Eukaryota; Metazoa; Chordata; Actinopteri; Semionotiformes; Lepisosteidae
Molecular function (GO): lipase activity
Source: RefSeq, a predicted model, not a curated record
UUUCACCUUUUAACCGGGGUUUCCACGUAUUGCCUAUGCAUAAAAAUGUAUAUGUCGUCGGAUGAAACCUCCUCGACUGCCAUUGUUUUUAAUCUUGUAAUUCAGAACGUCACCAGCAAUGCAACUGUAAAUUAUAAUAUAGAUUUCUAUUUGCGUAAAUGGUAAAUUAGAUCAUCUAAAGACAAUCAUUAGUUCAGUCCUGUGAUACGCAUUUUAACGACCUACUGUAGUUAUCUCUUGUUAGUAUGUCACUACAAGACAGACACGAACUAGACAUGCAGUUCAGAUAAAUGUUGUACAAUAAUACUAGUUACCGUGUGUACAAAAUUACGGUAAUAUCCCUAAACUGUGGAAUUAAAGUAAUCAUAAAUACAAAUACGGUAGCCUUAAAUGUACAGUAUACACGAAAGUGUUGAAUCGACAGGAGAUCAAAAUGUCCUGCAGAGGUCGCUUUUUUGGUUAUAGAAACGCAAGAAUAUAAUCUUAUUUUUUUAUAAAUCGUUGGAAAUUGGCUUUUGGUGCGCACGUCAUGUAUGUUGAUACGACUGAUUUGCGUUACUCACAUUUUUUGUUUACAUCGUUUGUGACACUAUGCUUCAGCUUAAUUAAAUCUUAACUGACUGCCUCCUCUGAUCCAAUAAAAGAAUGGGCCUGAAGAAUCAGAUUUCUCUUCCCAUAGCAGCUGGGGUGUUAUUACUUGGCAUUCCUUGUAGUGUUUCACUUGUUGUCCAGUGGAUAUAUGGCUGGCCUAAUAAACCAGGAUACAGGAAGUAUAUAGAAGCUCUAAAACCCAGGCGGGUAUAUUGUUUAACAGUAGCUAUGCUGGAAAUGAUGAAAUAUCUUCAGUAUGGCAAACUUUACUUUCAGUGGAACUCUUGGUACAAGAACAUUGCAAAUAACUCAUAUUGUGAAAAGGAUAUACGUUUUGGUCGCCAUGGAAACAAAUUGGAUUUGUAUUAUUCACCAAAUAUGGACCAGCCUGACUGUUCUGCAUCACCAGUGAUUAUUUUUGUAUAUGGAGGUGCAUGGGGUUCUGGAAAGAGAUCCAUUUAUUGUCUUCUGGCUUUGCAAAUGGCAAAGGAGUUAAAUGCAUCUGUUGUCUGUCCCGAUUACUCAAUUUAUCCAAAGGGAACUGUUUUGGAGAUGGUUCAAGACAUUGCUGAUAGUAUCUUAUGGGUGAGGGAGAAUUGUCAUAUGUUUAACUUGGACAAGGAAAGUAUAACAUUAAUUGGCCACUCAGCUGGUGCCCAUUUAUGUGCACUGACAACAGCGUUUCUGGCUGCAGGAUAUGAGAAUCUGGGAAUUGAAGUACCAAAGCAGAAGGAGCUUGCAUUAUCAGUCAAAGGCGUUGUAGGGCUGAGUGGCGUGUAUCAUAUCAAGGACCAUUAUCUGCAUGAAAUAUGGAGAGGAGUAGAACAUGUUUCCACGAUGCACAAAGCCAUGGGUGAACUGGAAAACUUUGAUCAUUAUUCACCUACGCUGUUUAUAAAAGCACUUGCAGAGGAUAAUGUGAAGAGCCUCCCGCCCUUCACUUUACUUCAUGGAACAAGGGAUGUCAUUGUUCCUGUUGAGUCUUCAGUCAAGUUCUCAGAGGCUCUGACAUCAGUCUCUGCAAGGGUGGCCCUGUACCUCUUGCCAAAGGUGGACCACAUACAGAUUGUCACUGACCUUAUGGCUCCCGACAGACAACAUUAUCAUACAGUCUUUGGCUGCAUUAAACAAGAGUUCAAUAAAGAUGCUGCAAAGUCUUAAAUAGCACCAUUCUUUUGUAUAAGAAUUUUAAAAAUGUGAAGUUAAUGUCUAGCUUUUAAAAGAGUAUUUUAUUAUCAAGAUUGUAGAAAGUAUAAAAUUUGAGUAAGCCCGCAUUUAGACUCUUGCUGAUAGCUCAAACAUCUCUAUCUAGCCUAUACUAAAUAUUGUUCUUUUUUGCACGUUUUCAUUGAGUGAAAAGGUGUUCUUUGACAGUAUUUCCUGAGAAAUAAAUACAAAUGUCCUGUUUAUGUUGAAAAUAUUCUGUUAGGUACAUAACUUAAAGAAGAUUUGAAGAGCUUAAAUGUUGUGUGGAUACUUGAAAUCUGCUUCAUUGAUUGGCUAGAAUGUAAGCUGAAUAUUCAUUUUUUAAUUGAAAGGAAGGCUUAUAUGAAACUGUAUUAAUGGAAAUUAGAAGUGAUUGUAAGGUCUAUGAAUGUAUUAAUGUAUAACUUAUAUGUGUUUGCAUAUUCAAGCAUUUAUUAAGUGGCUAAUUGCUGAUUCUUUAAGUUUAAUAU